This is a messenger RNA of Patiria miniata (bat star), 6176 nucleotides long. Its product is annotated as kielin/chordin-like protein. Gene Ontology annotation, cellular component: basement membrane. The transcript is spliced from 48 exons. NCBI's taxonomy places the organism in Eukaryota, Metazoa, Echinodermata, Asteroidea, Valvatida, Asterinidae. Gene Ontology annotation, molecular function: protein binding; serine-type endopeptidase inhibitor activity. Gene Ontology annotation, biological process: cell-matrix adhesion. Bases 203 to 5155 code for a protein of 1650 amino acids. The record is from RefSeq and is a predicted model, not a curated record.
CAGGCCAGAACAAUUCUAAAGUCCUCGCCUAUGUGCCUGACGCAAAUUCAGCAGCUGGGCAGAAGUUAGAAUUGGACUGAAUACUACGUCACGGACAAAAAAUCCUCUGAACUAGCCGCCUGUGUUUCUUGCUUUGGGAAACUUUUCGUAUCCUAGCUGUGCAAGGAGAUUUUAGGGGGUGAAUUGUCUUAGAUAAUUCAAGAUGAGGAUUUUUCUGUUGUUGGCCUUUGUGGCCGUAGCCAGGGCAGCAUCUCUAAGGAAGAGUCUAGUGCCGUGGGAGGAGUGGGAUGUCGAUCUUCGGAUAACUGGACCGGGUACUCAGACUACCUCAGAUUCACCACGGGUGUGCUGGGACGCUGAUUGGGAUGGCAAUCCCGUGCAGCUUUGCUGUGAGGGCUACACUGGUCGCGUCGAGGAUGGCUGCCCUACACCUGUGUGCAACUCACCAUGCCAGAACGGAGGAACGUGCGCUGCACCGGACCAUUGCGUAUGCACCAAGGCAUACACUGGGGAUACUUGCAGUACUUUGAAGAAGGAAUACCGAUGGAGCGAUUGGGUGAAUUUGGACCGGGAAAACAUCAUCGGUGAUUUUGAGACAUUGUAUCACAUCCGUGCAGUGCUGGAUGUAUGUAAGAACAGCGUCCCUGAGGACAUUGAGUGUCAGACUGAAGAAGGCAUCGAUCACACCGUUUUGGGCCAAGUACUGACAUGUGACCGCCGCUUGGGCCUGAAAUGCCGGAAUGACGAGCAGCCUAGUCCUGACACGCACUGCCUGGACUACCGGGUCAGGAUCCUGUGUCCGGUUAAGGAUGUGGCGACCAAGACUGGCUUCACUUGCAUCCAGAAGACGCUGGAGUACAGUGCCAGAGAGGUUGUGAAGGAGGGUGAUUGCUCAGCGUGUGAGUGUCAGUUGGAUGGACGUUGGGAAUGUCACAGGGAUGAAGAUUACUGUGAUACUCCCAUUUCCACGACCCCAGCACCUCAGUUCUCGUGGCUUCCAUCUGGCGUACAGACUGGCCAAUGCAUUGUGGGUGAGACUGUCUUCAAUCACGGUGACACCACGACCCUGGAUUGUAAGAUGUGUACCUGUGACAUGACUAACGGCUGGUCCUGUGUCGACAUUGAUGACCCGACCUGUGUAGCGCCCCCUGAUGAUGACUACUGCCGGAUCGACAAUCACUUCAUCUUCUUCCAUGGACAGACAGCGAAGAAAGAUUGCAACACAUGCAUCUGCAAGAACAGCAAAUGGGACUGCACUCAGACUAUCUGCCCUGACAAGACUAACAGGAUGGAAUACUUCCUACGGUGUGUCAAUCCCGAGACCAACAAUCGCCAUGACGACGGGGAGAUCGUCAAGAGAGACUGCAACGUCUGUGUGUGUACUCAAGGCAAGUGGGAGUGCACACGUGACCCGUGUGAGGAGGGGACAUCUCUAGACACCGAUACUACCCUGUCCACUAAGAAGGUGUGUACCACACCCACCGGCCUGCCCUACCCCCACGGUGCCACUAUCGGCCAGGACUGCAAUGCAUGCAAGUGUUUUGACGGCAAGUGGCUGUGCACUCGUCGCUUCUGUUCCCCCGAGACUUACCCCAACUCCACCUGUGUGGACGAAGUGACCACUUCACUGGUCAAGAGUGGCCAGACCAUCCGACGGGGAUGCAACGUCUGCUUGUGCAAUGGCGGCAACCUGACAUGUACCACUAAGCCCUGCGAGAGCAACACCGGCGUCUGCUUUGAUGAGCAACGUCGUUUCGCAACCACCUCCACGUCUUUCGAUCGUCAGUACCGCCCAGUCUGCAACAGUGAUGGCACCUUCAGCCCGAUCCAAUGCAACCCGCUCCAUGGCGUGUGCUUCUGUGUUACCACCCUGGGUCACGUCAUACCGGGAACCAGUGUCAGGCAGGGUACCGGCUCACCAAACUGCUCGCCUUACACCAUCGGUAUCACCAAUCCCCUGCAUUUCACCAUGCCCAGCACACAGACUGGUAACUUCCCCUGCAUUGAGACCACCCAGGACACCACUACCCGCCUGACUGGGUACAACACCCCCAAGUGCCUGCCCAAUGGGGACUUUGCCCCUCUGCAGUGUGACCCCCACACUGGGGUGUGCUACUGUGUCACCCAGGAGGGUACCACUAUCCCGGGUACCGUGCUGCAUGUCAGCCAGGGACGGCCUAACUGUGAUGUGGCUAGAGAUGACAUUCCUGUUUCAACCACCACUGAGCUCAAGACCCCAUGCAGGCAGGAGAGAGACAACGCUGAACUCUACAAGCUUCCCUUCGUGCCAGAAUGUGACGAGACUGGUCGAUACCAGCCCCUCCAGAUCAAUCGGAUGCUUAACAUCCGUUUCUGCGUUGACGUUAACGGCGUAGUGUUGGAGCAGACCAUCAGCAAGUCUAGCUUCAUGGAUUGUGCCAGCUACAGCCACUAUGUUCACGAGGAUAUCAAGCCUUACACCAACAAGAUGGACCCUGAUAAUGAACCAUACACCCUGCAGACCUACCCAGUCAAGGACAUGAUCCACAAGACCCCACGCUGCAAGCUCCAGCGUCUGAUCUCUCAGUUUGUGUCCAGUGUCUACCGUCCAUCCUGCCAGGAAGAUGGUCGGUUUAGCCCCGAGCAGUGCCCCAGUAAUACCGAUCUCUGCUUCUGCGUUGACGUCACAGGUGCUAUCAUCCCAGAGACUAUGCGCCGUGUAGGGUAUGCUGGUGUAAACUGCAAUGACUACAGCAGUGUCUUCGAUGUCGUGACUCCAACCAACACCACUACAGUCAUGAUCCAUCCUGAUGUCUCCCUGACCCACUCCGGAUGGGAACCCAAACUGACCGAGAUCGAUCACCCAAGACACAUGGUCGGACGACAAUACACACGCACUACCAAGCCAAGAGUCUUCAAAACAAACGUGACUUCCUGUAUACGUCAGCAGCAGAUUGCCACCAUGGUCCCAGGCGUGUUCUAUCCCUCAUGCCAUCGCAACGGAACCUUCAAUACCAUGCAGCACCAGCCGCUCAGCCGCGAGGUCUACUGCGUGGACAAGAACGGCGUCAAGAUUGAGGGAACCGAGAGGCGUGUGGACUUCCAGCCAAUGCCCGACUGCACGCCGUACUGGAAUACCACUGUCGACAUGACCAAAGUGAGCAAGCAUUGGACCAGUACACCUCAUCAGGAUACCAUGGUAACCAAACCCAUUCCAUUGGACAGCCUCUUCCCUGCUGGAUUGCACCACCACCCCAACUGCACCAGGCAGCAGGAGAUAACGAGUCGUCUAGAGGGCGCUGUUGUCCCGACCUGCGAACCCAACGGCACUUACACACCGCUGCAGUGCAACGCGACCACCGGUGUGUGCUACUGCAUGCUGCCAUAUGGCGACGUGCUGCCGGAUACCGUACUGCCCAUGGUCAAGGGAACGCCUAGCUGCUGGCAUCUCAGGAAUGUGUCCAUUCUGCAGUCGACCACUCCAGUGCCCGAUGUGUGCCGGUUGCCUGUUGUGAAAGGACCGUGCAGGGCUCGUUUCAUCCGCUGGGCCUUCAGUAAGCUCCUGAACAAGUGCCACAUGUUUGUCUACAGUGGUUGCCGCGGCAACGACAACCACUUUGAAACCAUAGAGGAAUGCCAGAGCACCUGUGGAUACUUGACACCCCCCACGGAUCCUCGUCCGUUGACCUGUGAGCGUAAGCUUGCUCGCUUCAACCGGAUGAACUUUGCCCAGCGUCUGACCAUGAAGCGUCCACUGUGUACCCCUGAUGGCAACUACAAGCCCAAACAGUGCCACCUGAGCCGAACUGAUGACGGGAUGUUUGAGAGAGUCUGUGAGUGUGUGCACCGAGCAACGGGAGAAGUCCAAGUCUGUGAAGAGGAGGGAACAAGGAACCUAAAUCUUUGGGAACGUGUGGUUGUCUCCACCACUCCAGCUCCAAUCCCAGAAAUAGACGGUUGCAUCUCGGAGGGCGUCAUGUACCAUAGAGACGAUGAAUUCUUCCAGGAUUGUAAUUCAUGUGUGUGUCUCGGCAACAACCAGGCUGCGUGUACCAGGAAGUACUGCCCAUCAUAUAAUUGUUACCGCUUUGGAAUGGUGGAAACACAGUAUGAGCGCGGAUGUGAGGAAUGUAACUGCAUUGGAGGAAGCUGGGACUGUCAGAUGAAACCAAACUGCAAUCCUGACCAGAGACCUGCCCCAGACAUGGGAACUGCCACUGAGUGCCACAGGGACAAUGGUAAAGUGAUGACGAUCGGAUCAUUCUACUAUAAUGACUGCAACAAGUGCACUUGUAUGUCUCACGGCCAUGUGACGUGUGAGACCAACUACUGCAUCCCCCGUCAUUGUUACCAUGAGGGCACACCCUACCACACUGAGGAUAAAAUCAUGAAUGACUGCAAUGAAUGCACUUGCUAUGGUGGCCAGUGGCAAUGCCAGGAUUACACCUGCGAUCCAAUCAUCCGCACCAGAGUCCGCCUGGAAGGUUGUGAAUACAAAGAAGAAGCGUAUACCAAUGGCCAGACAUUCUACGACCGAUGCAACUUGUGCCGUUGCCUAGGAAACAAUGCCACAAGCUGUGACAGGGAGUACUGCAGCCCAUCAAGCUGCUUUGUGAAGGAGGUGGAAAUCAGAAACACACAGUCUCAGACCAUUGACUGCCGAACAUGCACUUGCCACAACGGAUUGUUGGAAUGCGUAGAGGAUGCGGAAUGUCUGCAUGUCAUGGUGCACCCGAUUGUCCAAGUCAACUUGGAUUCCUCCAUCAAAUGCCAAUUUGAAGGCAAGACCUACACUAACGGCGACCAAUUCUGGAAACAGUGCAAGCCAUGUCGUUGCUUUGACGAUGGAGAGGUGCAGUGUGAAGACAAAGCCUGCUCACCAAAUCUUUGCUAUGAGGAGGGAGUCGCCUAUCUGAGCGGAGAUGUGCUCUUGACCGAUCUCCACCAAUGUACUUGCUUCCGCGGUGGCCACUGGGAUUGCGUGGACAAACCUCAAGAUGCUGGCCGUCCUGAUGUGAUUGAGUGCCCCAGUGAGCGUCCAGCUAUCUCUUGUCUGACCAAUCCCUGCGAUGGCAGAGUCUGUCCGACCCGCCGCGAUGCCGUCUGUGUCCCUGACUACUGCGGCCAUUGCCUCCCAGUCUUCUUUGACCAGUACGGUAACCGGCUCCGAUGCUAAAAGGAUUGAUUUUGUGUCUGUUGAUUGACUGAAUAUCUGCACAGCGAGGACAACUUGAGGAAUAAUCCAUUUGAUAUGAGGUUGAGAAACCAUAGAAGUAAUGAGUUUUCUUAAUGCCAGGACAUUGAAGUAGAUUAUACAUAACUUGAUUUGCAUUCUUAACUUUAACUGAAUUCUGCUAGCUGUCGAUAUUGUAAACUUUGCUCUAAUAAACUCUAGUAAUUGUAGUUAUAUUCGUAGAUUUCUGCUGUCUCCAGGUUUAGAAAUGUACCCUAAGAUUUCUUUUUCUUAUCAAUGGUCAACAUCAUCAGUGUUAAGACAUUUUGCUACAUCAAACUUUCCUUAUCAUUUUCUUCUAAUAUUAAUACAUCCUCAUGGUAACAUGCUCAAUGUAUACGUUUGCUUUUACUAAAACUCACAGAACCAUUUUUUUGACAAGAUAUGCACAUUUCCAGACAGGCAAUUGUUUUUGGAUAUUUGAGGUUUUGGUUUUGAGAUAUUUAAAUUAGUUUGAUUUUUGGUAAAAAAAAAAAAAAAAGGGAAAGUUUGGUUCUUGGUCACACAAUUUUUCCCCCAAUAUUUUCUACUUUUAUUUUAUCUGUGAUAAAAGUGUAGAAGUGUGAGUAUCUUGUUUUAAAAAUCCAGCAAAGUUUUGUGUUGCCUAAUUGUAACUUUUAUGUUUUUAAAGACAUACAGUGGACCAAAAAUAUUUGCCGUAGGUAGGAAAAAUACAUCAUUGUGUAAACACAUAGUUUCAUAACAUUGUUACAAUUACAUAUCUAAUUGUUCGUCUUCCUAUUGAAACAAAACUGCAUAAAAUAUUAACACUUUCUUACUCUGUCUGAUUACUUGCCUUAAGAUGUAAACAAUGUAUAUGUAGGCUUAUUUCUAAUCGCAAUUAAAACGCGCAUAUCGUCAAUGAUGUUAUUGUCUAAAGUAAUGUUUCGUUUUGUAUGUGAUAAUUAUGUAGUCUUCAGGUCCUGGCUAAUUUGAAUAAAUUUGCAUGCAUAAAUAAAUCAUA